ACUGAUUCUACAGUGCGCCUUAAGCCUUUGUUCUGUUUCUUGAAGCUUGGAAUUCAGUUGGCUUCUGGAUGUUGGCUGACUUAAGCGAGAUUUCACUUCACUUUACUUUUGGGACUGUCCCGUACCCCUUCCUUAUCAAAAGAUGAAAAGGUGACCGCACCUCGCUUUACAGAUCGUCAUCAAGUUGCCGGCUAUCUUCCUCACCUCUGAACCAAACACUUUCCCAACCCCCACCUGCACAACAAUUCAACCACAACAUCUUUCACCACAGCCAGUUCAAGAACCAAACAGUCACUCAAAAUGGGUCCCCGAGGUUCUGUAUGGAACCACGAGUCGGAUAAAGACCUCUUGCUUACAAUCAUCGCGGGUCGCAAGCUCGAGGGCAUCAACUGGAAGGAUGUCGCCGACGAGAUGACCAAAGCCGGUUAUACCUUCACCCAAGAGGCUUGUCGGUAUGUAGGAUGCAUUCUCAUCGUUGCUUAUUACUUUAUUUCAGCAAAGAGAUUUUGAAAAUGAGGUUCUUCUGAUACUCGUCAACUCUAUCAUAAUCUUGCAGAGGAGCAAGCAUUAGGUAGCAGCCUCUGUACAGGAGAAAUCCUGUAACAUAGAGCGAAGACCUGCAGAAAUCUUAGCAAACUGGUCGAAGUCACUUUUAGUCUUGCGGUUAUCUCAUUGUAUACCGAUACUUGCAUCUUGUUUCCCUCUUCCUCUCUUCCCCUCUUAUCCCCCUCCUCUCGUCUCUAUCCCCGUUUCCCCAGCCAGCCACCAAAUAAAUCUGCACAUCUUCGCAUGAAUCUACUACUGACGUUUGUGCAGCCAACACUUCCAAAAGAUUCGUCGAGGAUCCAAGGCACCACGCAAGGAGAAAGGAGCAUCUGCUGCUGCAACUCCAACUAAGCGCAAGGCUACCUCCACCCAAAACACCCCAGCCAAAUCAAGCUCCCAAGCCCAUAACAACGAAGAUGACGAAGAUGACGAGGCAUUCGGUGACGGAACACCCUCCAAGAAGCCGAAAUUGAAGAAAGAGAACCCAUAUGCUCGAGGAGCUGCUUUCAAGAUUGAGGAAAAUGAGGACGAGAUGGGAAACAGUGGUUUCUCCUUUUCGCAAGACGUUAUCGACCUUGAUGACGAGUAAGUCACCUACUCUCUCAAAACGGCCCUUCAACCAAAUCCAUUAAACGAUAGCUAAUGAUUCCUCCUACAGUGAUUAUAAUGACGGCUACGAAUGAAUCUCCGCAGCAUGCAGUCCGUCGUUCCUCUGCCUCCUGCUCGUGUGCGACUUUUAUGGCUGUAACGGAGCGGAGCGGUACUCAGGUUUGAUGGGGAGAAAUCUGGUUUUGAAGUUAUGCUUUCAAUCCUUU
Hymenoscyphus albidus is the source of this 1361-nucleotide messenger RNA. The record is from the annotation of a GenBank genome assembly. Lineage: Eukaryota; Fungi; Ascomycota; Leotiomycetes; Helotiales; Helotiaceae.